AUGACUAUUGCUGCAUAUGCGUAUGAAACAAAUGAAGCAAGAAGAGCACAUGAACUAGUAAACGAAAACUCAACUUUAACCAUUGAAGGCAAUGAUUUAGUCAUUGACGAUGGAAAAACUAAAAAAGUCAUUGAUUUCGAUACUUUUAACACGUAUGACCCAUUCAUUACAAUAAGUAAAGUUCCUAUCAUAAAUGAUGGAACGGUGCAAUAUAUAAAUUCUACAGUAGAUGCCUCAUUAGUGAAAGUAUUAAAUGUUCUCAUUGAAUUGUUAAAGAGCUUUCGAUUUGACGACAACAUUAAAUGCCUAAAGAAUUUAGUCAUGAAUGAGAAACAAAUUCUCGGCGUUGCUGGUAGCAGUAAUGAUGUACACCUUAUGACAUUAGAAUAUUAUAACGAACAUAAAGAUGAACUGAAAGGAGAGAAAGGUGACACCGGACCUCAAGGACCACAAGGAAUACAAGGACCUCAAGGCGAAAACGGUUUGGAUGGUGAAGAUGGAAAGGAUGGAAAAACUGCUAAAUCAUGGAUAUGGAACAUUAUAAAUACUGGUUUAACAGCUGCUUCAUAUGGAGUUCUUCAAUACCAAAUCAGAAAGAUAUGGGCAGUACUUGGUGAAGAAGUUUUAGAUGACGUUAAAAAUGCUUUGAACUUCAUUUCAAAUGGUUCGGAUACUAUUAAAACUUUAUCUGGUUGGAUGCAAGAAACAAGGAGUCAAAUAGAUACUGUAAGACGUAUAGCAAACAAUGCACGUACGGGAUUGGAUACUUUACGAGAAGCACAAAAUACACUAAAGGAAGCAAAUGAUAUUCUUGGCUCAGUAUCAGACAUGCAUGAAGAUUGGCUUAAAGGUAUUGACAAAUCUUUAAAAAAUCACAGUCAGUCUAUUGCUGACUACAAGAAAAGUAUAGAUUUUUUACAUAGUGCUAUGGACGUACAUGAUGGAAGCAUAAGGAACUUACUUAAUGCUAACAAUAACUUACCAGGAACUAUUAAAGCAUUUAUAAAGUCCUUUGUAAAACCUGGUGCUCUAACAUUUAG
Molecule: messenger RNA, 1040 nt
Organism: Trichomonas vaginalis G3
Lineage: Eukaryota; Parabasalia; Trichomonadida; Trichomonadidae
Product: organellar and viral DNA polymerase type B
Exons: 1
Source: RefSeq, a predicted model, not a curated record